AUGCAUAGAGGAAUGAUAUUUGCUACUGCGGUGGCUCUGAUGGCUGUUCCGUCAGAGUUUCAGCCUGUUCAGACGACAACGGGGCUUGCCUUGUUUGGAUACGCUGCAGUUGAUUACUUGAUUCCACUGGUUGGAAAACACUUUGUCAAAAGAGGGCUCUUUGGUAAAGAUUUGUCGAAGAUAGGACGUCCGAUUAUUCCGGAGUCUAUUGGAGUUAUUCCAGCAGUUACAUAUCUUUUUGUAAUGUUUUUCUCCAUUCCGUUUCUGUUCCCAUCAAAGGGGUCGAACUCGUUGCUUUUCUUUCUAGGUUCGAUGCUAUCCUUGGAGUCAAUGAUUUUGUUGGGACUAAUGGAUGACCUCUUUGAUAUCAGGUGGAGACAUAAGUUUUUCUUGCCUGCAAUUGCAUCUAUUCCUCUCCUCAUAGUGUAUCGGCACGAGUUCAGUGAAACAUCCAUUUUGUUGCCUAAAUUCAUGGCUUCAUAUUUUGAAACAUCCCCUUCAUUCAACUUGGGAAUUUUUUAUUAUUUCUACAUGGCUGCUGUAUCCAUAUUUUGCCCAAAUUCUAUAAAUAUCCUAGCAGGUAUAAACGGACUUGAAGUCGGCCAGACAAUUAUUAUUACUAUACUGCUACUUCUCAAUGAUAUCUAUUACAUCAUAGGAUACUAUAAUGACGUUCAAUAUAGACCAGCAUACGAAAUCCAUUUGUUUUCCAUGUGUAUGCUGAUACCAUUCUUAGGCAUUGCAUGUUCGCUAUUCAAAUAUAAUAAAUUUCCUGCAAGAGUGUUUGUUGGAGACACCUGGUGUUAUUUUUCCGGGAUGGUAUUUGCAGUAACAGGAAUUUCUGGACACUUUGCAAAGACAUUAAUGUUAUUUUUCUUGCCACAAAUAUUCAAUUUUCUUUACUCAUCGCCACAGCUAUUUGGAGUGGUACCAUGUCCAAGACAUAGAUUACCAAAGUUUAACGAAAAAGAUGGACUUAUGUAUAAUUCAUUCACUGAGUACAGGGAAGAGCAGGCCGGUGAUACCAAGCUUCCAAAAUUGAGGAAAGGAUUAAUUCCUUUCUUCAAUUUACUCGAAAAGUUAAAACUAAUUAAGUUAGUACGAAAUAACAAAGGUGAAAUCAUCAAAAGCUCAAAUUUGACUAUAAUAAACCUUGUUAUACUAUGGUUUGGUCCAAAAAAGGAAGGUGACCUAUGCUCCUUAAUUAUGAAACUACAGUUUCUUAUUGGAUUUAUAUGUUUGAUCUUGAGACAUACAUGUGCUCCAAUUAUAUUUGGGUUUGAUAACUCAUGGAGCAUGCUUAAUAGAUUCUAUACCUGA
This is a messenger RNA of Pichia kudriavzevii, 1320 nucleotides long. RefSeq lists its product as uncharacterized. Gene Ontology annotation, biological process: dolichol-linked oligosaccharide biosynthetic process; protein N-linked glycosylation. NCBI's taxonomy places the organism in Eukaryota, Fungi, Ascomycota, Pichiomycetes, Pichiales, Pichiaceae. Bases 1 to 1320 code for a protein of 439 amino acids. Gene Ontology annotation, molecular function: UDP-N-acetylglucosamine-dolichyl-phosphate N-acetylglucosaminephosphotransferase activity. The transcript has a single exon. The record is from RefSeq and is a predicted model, not a curated record. Gene Ontology annotation, cellular component: membrane.